Molecule: messenger RNA, 4983 nt
Organism: Filobasidium floriforme
Lineage: Eukaryota; Fungi; Basidiomycota; Tremellomycetes; Filobasidiales; Filobasidiaceae
Exons: 13
Coding region: 1-4983 (1660 amino acids)
Biological process (GO): intracellular signal transduction; cell motility; phosphatidic acid biosynthetic process
Molecular function (GO): phosphatidylinositol binding; D-type glycerophospholipase activity
Source: RefSeq, a predicted model, not a curated record
AUGGAUAGGGAAGGGAAUGAUCAAGAUCCACCUCGAGUCCAUGGGCAUAGGGAUGACGAGGACCACGCAAAUGAAGGGGCCAGGGACCCGGAAGCGCAGAGGGAUCAUAUGACGGACGAAGAAAAGGAAGAGGACGAUCGGGAACGGUUACCAAAGCAGGACAGACGACCGGCGGAGAACGGACAGGUCCCGGAUGUCUUGCAUGGCAGCAAGCGGGAAGAAAGGCCGGGACCGAGGAACGAGAUCAACCUGAAACCCCGGGUCCCCAAGAUCAGGUAUCAUACCGUCGACGCACCCGACCUGCACGAAAAGGCCGACCGGGUCUUGCUCGAGGUCUCGGCGGAUGGGGAGACGGAAGACUUGCCCAGCGGUUCGACCUCGGACGAGGAGAGGCUGAGGAACGAAGAGGGGCAGGAUCAUGUUGGUAACCUGAACGGGGUCGGUCCGGGCAGGAGGUCGAGUCGGGUCAACGGCGGAGCGGGCGAAGAACGCAUCCCCAAGGCCGAUCCCGCCCGUCAGGAUGAACUCAAGUCGGCCAACGAGAGCCCAGCGAGUAAGCGACCGAAGAACCAGAGGAUAUGGUCGACCUUUCGAAGAAAAGGUGGUGAUUCGCAUAGCGGACCAUUCGAGGCACCUCAACAGGGUUCGGCAUCGGCCAACCAUUCCCGGGCAGGUUCGGUGACCGAACUUCAAGGCCCACUCGACGCUGAAAAAACGGUCGACGAGCCAAAGACGACGGGACAACAGAAAUGGACCGUCCUUCGGGCCAAACUGCUUCACCGACAGACGGCCAACUCGGAGAAACAGUCGUCGCCCGCACAGAUUCCCGUUACGACCGAGCUGCUCGCGGGGCAGCUGCCCGCCAUGAUCCUCAAGACUUGGAUGGACAGGGACGAGCAUGGCGCCAGGACCGUUCCUGUUCUCUUGGGAAGUCUCAAGUUUAGGGUUGGUGACUCGGCCGGGUUUGGGGGCAACAAGGAUGGACAACAGACGGGACGUGAGGUGUUUAGGAUCGAGUGCGAGUACGGGGAUGGUGCCGUGAAAUGGGUCAUCUACCGAGAGCUUCGUGACUUUGUAUCAUUGCACACGCAUUACAAGGCGGACAACCUGGGUACCCGUGUGAGCCAAUUUAGAGGCGCGAAGCGGGUCGAAAUUCCGGAAUUCCCCAAGACAAGCAAGCUCGACGGCGAUACGGCGGAAAAGGAGGCCAAGGAGAUUGACAUGUCGAGAAAGGACAAGUCGAAGCAGGAAGCCAGUCGAGAAUCGCGAGCGGUACUCCAGCAGUACCUCGUUGAUCUCAUCCGUGCGGUGAUGUUCCGUUCCGAAGCCAAUCGUCUGUGUCGGUUCUUCGAACUGUCAUCCCUCACCCUGGCCCUCGCUCCUCGAGGCGGUUUCCAAGGCAAGGCCGGCUUCCUUCGUAUCCUGGGCAACAACGCGAGCAAACGAGCCAAUCAGCCGGGUCUACUUCCCUCAAGCUGGAAACACGCCCGUGAGCCAAAAUGGUGGAUCGUGCGAGAGAGCUACUUUGUGGCAACGGACGGACCCGAGUCGACCGACUACUACGAUGUCUUCCUGAUCGACCCUGACUUCAACAUUGAGCGACCGAAACGAGCGUUGCGCCAGGGGCUGAAGAAACUCACUGGACAGGGCUCCAUCAAAUCCGCAGUCGGGUACAAUGCCAAGGAAGGCGAGGGCAAUCAUACCUCGGCCGAGGACAAGAACCUGAAUGAGAUCGCUGCUGCCGCCGGAUCCGGCCAAGCGUUGACCAAGGAACAGCAGAAGAAGCUGAGUCAACAUAGUACGGCGCUGGGUGAGGGAGAUAGUCGGGACGCCUCGCAGCACACCUUCUACAUCAACAGCUCUCAGCGCCGCUUGAAACUGGUUGCCAAAAACGUGCGGCAGAUGCAGCAGUUCAUCGUAUCGAUGGAACGUGUAGCUGCGCAGUCGGUCUGGGCAGGACGCAAUCGGUUCGACUCUUUUGCCCCUAUUCGUAUGAACGUCGCGGCCCAGUGGCUUGUCGACGGGCGAGAUUACUAUUGGAACCUGAGUCGGGCUCUAAACAUGGCCAAGGAAACAGUAUACAUCCACGACUGGUGGAUCAGUCCGGAAUUAUACCUUCGCCGACCCGGCAACGAAAGGUAUAGGCUAGACAACCUCUUGAAACGCAAAGCUGAAGAGGGCGUCAAGAUCUUCAUCAUCAUUUAUAACGAGGUCUCGGACAAGACAACGCCCACCGACAGCACCUACGCCAAGAAGAGGCUUAUGUCGCUCCACCCUAACAUCCUGGUCCAGCGAUCCCCCUCGCAUUUCCAGACCGGUACCUUCUACUGGUCGCACCACGAGAAGCUCUGUGUGAUCGAUGAAGCGAUCGCUUUUAUGGGAGGUCUAGAUCUAUGUUACGGUCGCUGGGACACGUCGCAACACGUCCUAGUGGAUGAUGACUUUGAACCCGGCGCUGUGGGCGAGAACGGACCGAUCUGGCCAGGCAAGGACAUGGCCAACGAGCGAGUCGUCGAGUUCCAUACCCUGAACAAACCGUUCGAAGACAUGUUUGACCGGACGAAGGUACCUCGAAUGCCAUGGCACGAUGUGGGACUUCAAAUUGUCGGACAACCGGCACGUGACUUGUGUCGACACUUUAUACAGAGAUGGAAUCAUCUCAUCCGUACCAAGAACCACAAGCGCCCCAUGCCUUUCCUACUGCCGCCUGCCGACUUUACCGAGAUGCAACUGAAAUCCUUCGGACUACAAGGAACGUGUGAGGUUCAGAUCUGCCGAUCCUGCGGACCUUGGUCGAUGGGCACGCCCACUACCCUGGAACAUUCGAUUCAGAAUGCUUACCUAAAAGCUAUCCAGCUCUCCGACCACUUUGUCUACAUCGAGAACCAGUUCUUUAUCACCUCGACCGUCGUCGAUGGAGUCGAGAUCAAAAACCGUAUCGGGGAUGCUAUCGUAGAUAGGAUCAUCCGCGCGCACAAGGAGGAGACCCCCUGGAAAGCCUGCAUCAUGAUUCCUCUACUUCCAGGCUACACAUUCCCCAUCGACACUGCCGAAGCCAGUUCCGUGCGGCUGAUCCUCGAAUGUCAAAAUCGAACCAUUUCUCGAGGCGCCCAAUCGAUCUUUUCCCGGUUGAAGAAGGAGGGCAUCGACCCUAACGAAUACAUCUCCUUCUUUGCUCUGCGAGGAUGGGGCAAGUUCAAGUCUGGAGCCCUCACGACCGAACAAGUGUACAUUCAUGGCAAGACGAUGGUUGUGGACGAUCGGCUGGUCAUUUGUGGAUCUGCCAAUAUCAACGAGCGAUCACAGUCUGGUGAUCGAGAUUCGGAAUUGGCUGCCGUCAUUCGUGAUACGGACAUGAUCGACAGCACCAUGGCUGGCAAACCAUACAAAGUCGGACGAUUCGCACACACCUUGCGAAUGCGAUUAAUGCGAGAGCACGUCGGGGUUGAUGUCGACGCGAUUGAGGAGGACGAGCUGAUGGCCCGAGACCCGAUCGCUCACGAGGACCACUUGCAGAAAUGGGACCCUGACCACGAGCAGAACGAGGGCGAGAACAAUAUAUCGGGAAGGACGACAGUUAAGCAUCGUCACGCCAGGGACCGUCUGCUGAUGACCAUUCAAAGCGGUGCGGGUGCCGUCACCAAGGGCAUGAGCGAGAAUGCAAUCUCAAACGUCAAGAAGGCUGCCAACAUCGUGAUCAAGCCGGCUGCCAUCUUGAACCAACACAACACCGUUGCCACCUCGGGAGCGCCCAAAGGCGACCCUAGCGAACGGCAAGAUUACGACCGGGAAGGCGAUCUCACGGCUGGAUUCGCAAGCUCGGUCAUGCCGACGCUCGAAGAGAGGACCAUCUUUGAGCGACGACCGUCACAGGGGCACGCGAACGGAAAGCCGCUGUUCGAUGCGCUUGACGAGCAGGGCGAGACGAAUAGCAAUGGGAAGACUGGUGAUGUGCCCGAGGCCAAGAUCACGUCCGACGAGAGAAAGCAGUUCAACGACAAGCCUAUCGACGAGGUUGAAGAUCCCAAGAGCGGUUCCGGCAAGGCGCCCCUCAUUGCAGGCCCGGCUAACGAGCAGGACAAGUUUGGGGUGCCUGCCAAUGCUGAUAGCGGAGAUCAUCAUGUGCCCAACAAGGAUACCGAGAGACAAGACGAGACGGAAGAAGAGAAGCUUGCCGUCAAGGCGCGCUCUACUCUGCGAAAACACUUGAACGCCAAGGUCGGGACUUCUCCCUGGACGAUGCCGACUCCCACCCCCAUCAUCGAGGCCGACAAGUUUGCCGAUCCGCUACUCGAUUCGUUCUGGAAAGACAUGUGGAUCGCCACAGCUGUGCACAAUACCGAGAUCUACCGUAAAGUGUUCCGAUGCAUUCCGGACGACCUCGUCACCUCGUGGGCGUCAUACAAGGCGUUUGCGAAUCACGCCGAAAAGUUCAACAAGAUCCCGACCGACGUCACGCCCGACAACCACGAUCCGACCAAGGUCACUCACGAUGGACCUGGGACGCACGGCGCUGGAGGUGGAGGAAGCGGGGGAGGGAUCGUUGGACAAGAAGGUGUUGGCCCGAACGAGGGUACCGCCACACGUGCCAGCGACAUUGUCGACGGGCAUCCCCUAGACCGCCUCAAGUCUAACGGCUCGUCCAACUCGUCCGCUUCGUCGUUGCACCACAUCUUGGACCCCACCUCGGGACCGACUGGAGCGGGCCAUAAACACACCGCCUCGAGGGCGACCGACGGACCUCAGAAACGAGAAGGUCACGGAUCCGGUGGAGGUGGUAGCGGGGGUGGCAACGUCGAGGGCAAGAACAAGCGGCCGAGUGGACCCAACGAGGCUUGGCAAGAGUGGGAAAAGGAGGAGAUGGAGAUCCUGCUGGAGGAGGUCCGGGGCCAUCUAGUCGUAUACCCUACAAGAUUUUUGGAGUCAGAGGAUGCCGCCAAUAAUUUCCUCUUCAACAUUCUCCCCUUGCCUAUUUACGAUUAG